Molecule: messenger RNA, 1251 nt
Organism: Penicillium nucicola
Lineage: Eukaryota; Fungi; Ascomycota; Eurotiomycetes; Eurotiales; Aspergillaceae
Product: 3-ketoacyl-coA thiolase peroxisomal A precursor
Exons: 3
Coding region: 1-1251 (416 amino acids)
Biological process (GO): fatty acid beta-oxidation; phenylacetate catabolic process
Cellular component (GO): peroxisome
Molecular function (GO): acetyl-CoA C-acyltransferase activity
Source: RefSeq, a predicted model, not a curated record
AUGUCUUCUGCUCAGCAACGCCUGAACCAGGUUUCCUCCCACUUCGGCAAGAAGGGAGCCGCUGCCCUCACCGAGAAGCACCCCGAUGACAUUGUCGUGACAUGUGCCCUGCGAACUGCCCUCACCAAGGGUGGUAAGGGUGGCUUCAAGGAUACCGCUGCUGCUGAUCUGCUUGCCGGUGUCUUCAAGGCUGUCCUGGACAAGAGUGGUCUCGACCCCAAGGCCGUGGAGGACAUUGCUGUUGGCUCUGUCCUCCCUCCCGGUGGUGGUGCCACUGAGUUCCGUGCCGCUGCUCUCGUGGCUGGCUUCCCCGAGACCACUGCUGUCAAGAGUCUCAACCGUCAAUGCUCCAGUGGUCUCCAGGCCAUUGCAGAUAUUGCCAACGGUAUUCAGUCCGGCAUGAUCGACGUGGGUAUUGGUGCUGGUGUCGAGAGCAUGUCCUCUCAAUAUGGACCCGGUGCCGUGACUGAGUUCUCCGAGCUCCUCGAGAACCACCCCGAGUCGGCUAACUGCAAGGUUCCCAUGGGUGUUCUGUCCGAGAACAUGGCCAAGGACCGUGGUGUGACCCGUGCUGCCCAGGACGCUUUCGCCGCCAACUCAUACCAAAAGGCCCUCAAGGCUCAAAAGGCCGGUCUUUUCAACGAGGAGAUCGCCCCCCUGGACGUGAAGUGGACCGACCCCAAGACCGGCGAGGAGAAGACCAUCACCGUGAAGGCCGACGACGGCAUCCGUGAGGGCAUCACCGCCGAGUCUCUGGGCAAGAUCAAGCCCGCCUUUGCCAAGGAUGGUUCCAUCCACGCUGGUAACGCCUCCCAGAUCUCCGACGGUGCUGCCGCCGUCAUCCUCAUGAAGCGCUCCACCGCCGAGCGUCUGGGCCAGAAGAUUAUUGGCAAGUAUGUUGCCGCCAGCAUCGUCGGUGUCAAGCCCCUGCUCAUGGGUGUUGGUCCCUGGAAGGCCAUCCCCGUUGCUCUGGAGAAGGCCGGCAUCACCAAGGAUGAUGUGGACAUCUAUGAGAUCAACGAGGCCUUCGCUUCCCAGUGCGUCUGGUGUGUCAACGAGCUUGGCAUCCCUCAGGAAAAGAUCAACCCUAAGGGUGGUGCUAUCGCUUUCGGUCACCCUCUUGGCUGCACUGGUGCCCGCCAGGUCAGCACUCUGUUUACUGAGUUGAAGCGCACAAACAAGAAGAUCGGUGUCACCAGCAUGUGUGUCGGUACCGGCAUGGGUAUGGCCGCUGUCUGGGUUGCCGAAUAA